AUGGCCAAGGACAACAGAGACCGUGACAAUAGCGACGCCGCCUCGUCCAGCCAAUCAAAACGACCCGCGCUGAACCAUCGCGACACCAGCGACUCCCAAUUCAGCGACCAUGCAGGAGGACAACAUGCCCCCCAGCAGCAGCAGCAGCAUUACGCCCCAGCCACCCGCGUAAAGUCUCAUCAGAAGCACGUCGUUGGAGGUGGCACUGGAAGGCUGCACGGCCGUGUCCCCUCAUCCAAGGCACUUCAUAAGAAUCAAAAUCAUCAUGCCAUUGGCCCCUCCAACGCGAAGCCUAGCAGACGUCAAUCAUCCCCCGCGGAUUACGACCUGGAUCGACCGGCCUUCCCGCCCACAACAGCAAACGCUUCCAACUCCAACUCUCAGCGACGCAGCUCCUCCGACCUGCGACUAUCGAGCAACAGUUCCGGCACGAGCCUGAGGAAAAAUCAAUCUACUUCAAGCCUUAAGCGCAACCGCUCACAUACGGACGUGGUGGUAAAGCGCGGCAGCAAACACAGCGCCGCUGCCCUCAAGCGCUCUCACUCCAAUCCGGGGAAUGUGAUAAAGAAGCAGGUCAAUAAAAAUCAGGUUCACUUUGAUCUUGGAACUGACGGCCAGGACGACGAAGACGACGACGGCGACGAGUGGGUUGAUGCGAGCUCCUCGGCAUCCCCCUACAUAUCACGUCGUGGAUCGGUCGCCAGCGUGGCCCAGGCCUCCGCCGCGUCCAGGCUAGACGGCCCCGAUAAGCAGGAGGCUUCUGUACCAGGGCAGCAAAGCCCGCGUCACCCAAACCUGCCUACGCACCCGCGGGUGGCGUCUGCAUCCUCGCAACAUUAUCAUUUCCCGACUUCAAAGCUACUGCAUACCCUAUCCUCAAACCAAGCCGAACCCAAAAUGUCGACAGAUACAGCGACAGCUCAGACAGCCUCUGUUUCUUCGCAAAAUCGACAGCGACAGCUCAGAUCCGAAUCGUUGCCCCGUCCAGAUUCCUCCGCCUCGAAUCUCUCUGCAGAAGCUGAGCUUGCAGCAGCCGCGCAAAGGCGUAUGAUGUUAGGCGGAAGUAGCAGUGGUGGCGUUGACAUGACCUCUCGCUUCGUAACGACCGGCUCGUCAGGCCACCCUAGUUCCCAAGGGACAUUGUUUGCACCGGACUCGCGCGUCUCAAGGCAUCAGGAUGAAGACAGCUCAGCCCCCAGUCGCUCGCGGUCCACUGGCGCAAUGAGUGAGCUGCGCCGUGAAACAUCACUCGGAAAAUCAAACGGGUCCCGGCCGAGUGAGGAAGGGUUGUCAUUGACGUCUGAUGAUGAGGCGGGGGGUGUGACCAAUGUAUCCAACAGAGCAUCGGCUUCAUCCUCAAGAACUCGCGUGCAAUCAACCACCAACUCAUCGAUAGGAUUUACGGUUCCCCCGGCAGAGAAGAGUCGGACACAACAGAAACUCAACCUUCAACGGGCUAGCUCCACACUAGAACCUGGCCAUAUCCAUCAUCCUGGAAGCGUUGUGACGGGACCACUGGUAGGAGGUGCAGGCUACGACGCGCGUGACCCUCGUGUCGGGAAGUUGCUGGAACGAACCGGCAUGGAAUAUCUGGUUGUGCGACGAUAUCAAAACCCCGUCGCCCGCAGCAUCACCCGGUUGUCAUUACUAUCCGGUGCAAAUAACAGCCGUCGUAUACCACAUGCAAACGGACAGUCAAAAACAAAUCACACUCGGAAUGCGUCUGACUAUAUCAGCGGAGCUGCGUCUCGACUGAGCCAGAGCUUUAAGGAAUCGGACGUCCCUAUACAGUCUGCAUCCUCGGCUGCGCUUAACAACCUUAGACAGCAACAACGACCAAACGGUCCGAAACGAGCUUUCUCGGCCGUUCGAGCCAACCGAAACUCGUCAGAAAUUGAUACGGAAGAUGGAGAGUCGCGAUAUGGAAUGAACGCGGGACAACGAGCUGGUGCCAGCCUCGGUGGUUCUGAUGGCGAAUCCACUGCGGCGCUACUGAGGAACCUGUGGGAGAAGAAUAUGGAUCUCAGUGCCAGCCAGGACUAG
Pyricularia grisea is the source of this 2043-nucleotide messenger RNA. RefSeq lists its product as uncharacterized. Gene Ontology annotation, cellular component: TORC1 complex; fungal-type vacuole membrane. The record is from RefSeq and is a predicted model, not a curated record. The transcript has a single exon. NCBI's taxonomy places the organism in Eukaryota, Fungi, Ascomycota, Sordariomycetes, Magnaporthales, Pyriculariaceae. Bases 1 to 2043 code for a protein of 680 amino acids.